AUGCAUUGGGGCGGAAGAACGAAUGGAGAUUUGGUGUCCGGAGAUGCACCGUACGAGUCUAUCGCCCCAGCUGGGGCUGGGGGGAGGGGAGUACUGGGCGGUGGAGGGCACGGCGGCGACCCAGCGCAAGGAGACGGCGGUUCGAGUGAUCACGUUGGACUGAUUAGGGCUUUGUGGCUGCAAGAGAAGGAGAGCAGGCUGGCCUCGGAAGCGAAGGUGCUGAGUCUCGAAGAGGGGGCGGCUGCUCUUCGUGAGGAAAGGGAUAAGCUUAAAGCCACCCUCAACGGCGAGGGGUUCAAGGGACGAUCCUUGCAAGAACUAGAGCACCUGGAGAAAGAUCUCCGGAAGGCAUUGGAGGGUGUGUGCGGGGAGAGGGAUAGAAUCGUCCAGCAGCAACUCGCCAAGGAAGAACAGAGACUCUGCGUCGUUUGCCAGGAGAACGAGCGAAGCGUGCUCCUGCUACCGUGUCGCCAUCUUUGCGUUUGCAGGGGCUGCUCCGAGCGGCAAGAGCUAACCUUGUGUCCGCUAUGCCGAGACCACAUCACCGAGAGCCUCGUCGUGUACUCCUGA
Molecule: messenger RNA, 570 nt
Organism: Ectocarpus siliculosus
Lineage: Eukaryota; Phaeophyceae; Ectocarpales; Ectocarpaceae
Source: the annotation of a GenBank genome assembly